Medioppia subpectinata is the source of this 565-nucleotide messenger RNA. Lineage: Eukaryota; Metazoa; Arthropoda; Arachnida; Sarcoptiformes; Oppiidae. The record is from the annotation of a GenBank genome assembly.
CGUCUGUUUGACGAGACGGACAACGAAUCAUAUGAUAAGUUUCAAAAUAGAGGCGAUGCCCCGGACCUUAUUAGCAAACUAGGUGAAUCGAAAGACGCCCAGUUCGCCACUCAGGACGCGCUGACCAACGAUGGCUAUUAUGGCGGCCAUAAGAUGUUCAAAGGGAAGGGCGAGCGGUGGGAGAAAUGCAUGGAACCCAAUUGUCCCUGUUUUCCCAAUAUGACCAAACGCUACACAAUAGCCUUUCUCAGUUCAAUCGGCUUUUUAAUCAGUUUUGGCAUUCGCUGUAAUAUGGGUGUAGCCAUCGUACAAAUGAUCAGCAAUACUACCGGCACGGGCCCGGAGUUUGAUUGGACACCUGAGACGAUAGGAGUGGUCGACUCGUCAUUUUUCUGGGGCUAUUUAGUGACACAAAUUCCCGGCGGAUUUCUAGCCGCCAGAUAUCCGGCCAAUAGGAUUGGUCGAGGGUGUGACAUACCCUGCCUGUCACGGAAUGUGGAGACAUUGGGCGCCGCCGUUAGAGAGGAGCCGUUUGGCGACAUUGGCUUUUUGUGAGUGCUUUCGC